Messenger RNA from Paramecium sonneborni, 460 nucleotides. The record is from the annotation of a GenBank genome assembly. Lineage: Eukaryota; Ciliophora; Oligohymenophorea; Peniculida; Parameciidae.
AUGAAUAUUAACAACAAUAACAAAUUAAUGCUAUAAGAAUCUUUGGAUAAAAUAAAGCCAAAAUUAAGAUUCUUUCUAAUCGUAAAUUAAGUUAUCCUAAAUCAUAGUCCAACACUUCUAAAAUUAUGAGUCCCAAACCAAUCUUGUAAGUAAAAUCAUAGUAGAUAAACUGAUAAUUCUAAUUUGUAACACAAAAUAUUACCAUUUUUUAAUUAGGAAAGUAUCAGAUUCAAAAAGAUAAAAAAGUUAAGCAGGUGAACGGAAAAUUCCUAUUUCAAUCUAAAGUAUAACCAAAACUGCUGAAACUGUAUCACCAAGAACUAUAGGAUUAGAACAUAUUAAAAAAUUAAUUAACUAACCAACAUUUCUUCAUUACAUUCAAAAAUAAUUAAUUAAGUUUAGUUAAGUUACCUCUAAGCCCAUAACUUAAAUCGUCAAUAUCAACUAAAGAUUAAUCUGA